This is a messenger RNA of Ilyonectria robusta, 915 nucleotides long. RefSeq lists its product as uncharacterized. Gene Ontology annotation, molecular function: isomerase activity. The record is from RefSeq and is a predicted model, not a curated record. Gene Ontology annotation, biological process: biosynthetic process. The transcript has a single exon. NCBI's taxonomy places the organism in Eukaryota, Fungi, Ascomycota, Sordariomycetes, Hypocreales, Nectriaceae. The coding region runs from base 1 to 915 and encodes 304 amino acids. Gene Ontology annotation, cellular component: cytoplasm.
AUGGAGCUCCCCUUCGUUACCCUCGACGUCUUCACCACCACCCGCUAUCGCGGCAACCCCCUCGCCGUCGUGACAAUCCCCGCCGGUGUUCCCCCGCCCUCCCAAGACCAGAAACAGGCCAUCGCCCGCGAAUUCAACCUUUCCGAGACCGUCUUUGUCCACGAUGUCCCCGAUCCCGAAUCGAACAAGCAGCGCGUUAUCAACAUCUUCGUAACCAACGCCGAGCUCCCGUUUGCGGGGCAUCCCACUAUCGGCACCGCCGUCUUCCUCCGCCCCCAGGGUGUUGAUACCCUCAUUACAAAGGCCGGCCCAAUCCCCCUUGUCGAGACGGCACCUGGUCAUAUCCAGGCAGCCAUUCCGCACAAUGUCCGUCAGCACCGUAGAUCCAUCGCCGACUUGUCCGACCCCGCUCCGGGCCAGCUGAAUCCUGACCCGGCCAUCCGCCGCCUUGAGCUCGAUGCUCCACUCUUCAGUAUCGUUAAAGGCAUGACGUUCGCUCUUGUCAAUCUCUCCGAUCUCGACCAACUGGCGACCGUGACUCCGAGCGUCACCCCGUUUCGCACCGAUCAACUCCUUGAUGACGACUGGCAGCAUGGCUUUCUGUCAAUGUAUUAUUUCGUCCACAUGGGACAGAGAGAUGAGAAUGGCAAGACUGUCUUCUCUAUCCGGUCGCGUAUGAUGGAGAGCUUCGAGGAUCCCGCCACGGGCAGUGCCGCAUGUGCCCUCUCCAGCUACCUCACCCUCAGGCAAACCGGCCUCCAGAACCAAACCUUCCGCUUCGAGAUCGACCAAGGCGUGGAGAUGGGUAGGGAGAGCAACAUCGUAGUGGAGGUCACCCUCCGGGACUCCAAGAUUGACGCAGUCAAGUUAUCAGGGACUGCCACGCAAGUCAUGCGAGGAUAUGUCUCCAUUUGA